Molecule: messenger RNA, 1376 nt
Organism: Periconia digitata
Lineage: Eukaryota; Fungi; Ascomycota; Dothideomycetes; Pleosporales; Periconiaceae
Source: the annotation of a GenBank genome assembly
GUGAAAGUUUAUAGCCUUUCGCUAAUUUCACUGCCCUACCUGUUGCUUAGCGUGACUUCUCCAUUCGUGGAGCUGAACCUCACGACCUCUGCUCUGCGACCAUUGAUCCUAGCUGGCGCACUGAACUCACGCCUUCUUCCAAACAACACAAUCGACCGCCCAACAUGGACGACGUGGAUGACGACCUAGACCUCAAGUAUCAUCGAGGCUUGAACCCCGAAGUCUAUUAUCGUUGUCCCAGUACAGAAUCACUUGACGGUGCCCUUCGCAACGAGCUGGCCAAGAAUGCAGCCAGUUUUAUCCCUACCGACAUUGUAACCGAAUUUGUCUUUGGACUUUCGUCAACCAUUACCAUUAGUGUUGCUCAGCAGCCAAAUCUUGACCUACUUUUCGAACCUGCCGACUAUCCCCAGAGCAUCACUGUGGAGCAUGCUCUUUGCCGCUCAGUUGAUAAUAAGGACCGUCUCAAGCUGCAAAGGGCAAUUGCUCGAUGUUUCAUUGAAGCCAUUGAGGCCAUAGAUGGGUUCAAAUACGCUGAGCGUAGCGCCUCCAAUAGAGAGGGCAAUGCAGGAUGUCGCUUCAGGUUCAUCUGUAGCUGUAGUUUGCAGAAUGAAAAGAGGCUUAACAGAAGAAAGAAAAAAGGUGGGGACAACGAAGAAGAACAUACUGGUGACUCCUCCCAAUCUCAUACGAAUUUCGACUGCGGAGGCGCAAUAAAUAUCAAUUUUUCAAGCAAGCGAGAGGCUGUGAACAUUGUGUACAAACAUAAUCCGAUCCAUGGUACAGUAGAGGCUCAUCAAGAAAGUCCCGUUCUUGAUACCAGCAACGGCAAUACUCUGCAAGAUGCUACCAACGGCGACUCAUCCAACAAGACGAAACCCUUGAAACGAAGUAGAAGCCGCAAGGGAAAGGAGAAGGCAGAUGCCGAUGUUGAAUUAGACGGGUUAACUAUAGAUUCAUCGACCCCAGAAGCAGCGCCAACCAAGAAACGACGCAAGAAAGCGACAGGUUCAUCAGCUGCAAGACAAACUUCGGCAGUAAAACAAACAAAAAAGGGCAACCAAUCAAGCUCUCCAUCGAAAACACGCAAAGGAAGACAAGUACGCGAACCUACACCGCCUCCAACUCAAAUCGUUAAAGGAAAAUGCCUGCGAUGCAAGGAAAGAGGUAUCAAAUGCAACGAAGCAAAGCCUACAUGCAAUCAAUGUCGUCGUGGUUUGUGGACAUGCCAAUACGAAACAACUGGACCCAAGAAGCGAUCAAAGAACGGGUGCAUCAACUGCAAAGCACGCAGACGAAAAUGUACGGAAGAACAUCCUUUCUGUGCUUACUGCCUGAAAAUGGAUGACGACUGUGUGUACCAAAACGAUGCAUGA